Messenger RNA from Nematolebias whitei (Rio pearlfish), 993 nucleotides. RefSeq lists its product as uncharacterized. The transcript has 4 exons. The coding region runs from base 1 to 993 and encodes 330 amino acids. The record is from RefSeq and is a predicted model, not a curated record. NCBI's taxonomy places the organism in Eukaryota, Metazoa, Chordata, Actinopteri, Cyprinodontiformes, Rivulidae.
AUGCCUUCCGAGAAAUAUUUGUCUCCAAGAGUUGAUCAAAGUUUGUUUGAGAACUCUGUGGCGCAGCAGCAGAGUCCUCAGACCUCCAGGCUCAGUCAGGUGUUGGCCCGACGGCCUCCAGCAUCGGCCUAUUCCAACGCGGGGUCAACCUGCACCGAGUCUCCAUCCUCUGGAGGACAGCAGAGGCUGAAAAAUGCUAUUAACCUGGGCAAGGCGGUGGGGGCAAAGGUCAACGACUUGCUGAGAAGAAAAGAACUCAGCCACCUCGGAGACAUCGGAGUCACAGAGAUCAACAAGAAUGUUGGUGCUGUUUGGAGCUGCAUGGACCAACUCGGCCCAAAUACCACCAGCAGUCACAUCUCCUCCUUCGACUCGUUCCCUCGUUUGGACCCGCCGCCGCCCACGGGGAAGAAGCGCCUCCCUCGAGCCCUGAAGACGACCCAGGACAUGAUGAUCUCCUCUGAUCCUGUGGUCUCCUCCUUGGAAGCGUCAGACUCCCACUCCUUCGUCCCCUCGCCAGAAACGAUGCCCAAAGAGGAGACGAGGAGCAGCGAGGAGCAGCGGAAAGGACGUGAAGAGGAGGCGACGGAUAACAACCCCGCAGAGAACAAAGUUUCGGCUGAUUCAGAGAGCAAGGAGACCAGCUGUGAGCUGGAUGGAGUCUCAGGAGGAGGAGGAGGUGAGGAGGAGGAGGGGGUGAAGGGGAGUACUGAAGGAGGUGUGGAGGAGAAUCAGUUCCAGCUUCAGCUUUCCGUCCCAGACCUUAUCAACAAAGAUCCUCCUCUGGACUCUAAAUCCAAACCCUGCGACGUGUGGCAGAGGGCAUCCUCACCGGACUCCCGGCUGGCCUCCACCCCCCGCUCGGGCAGAACUCACUGCCGCAUCAGCCUGGGGGAGGAGGUCCUGCUGGGGAACGGUGCCCCCUGCAGUAAGGACUCUGGAGGGGGGGCUGAAGACGCAGAACCUCAUCCUGACCUGCUGUCCUUUGAGUAG